Molecule: messenger RNA, 1021 nt
Organism: Neopelma chrysocephalum (saffron-crested tyrant-manakin)
Lineage: Eukaryota; Metazoa; Chordata; Aves; Passeriformes; Pipridae
Product: SH3 domain-containing protein C23A1.17-like
Exons: 2
Coding region: 28-951 (307 amino acids)
Source: RefSeq, a predicted model, not a curated record
UCCUGGGCCUGUGGCACCUCCCACCCCAUGGCAACGGCAUUGCCCCUGCUGGUAUUUCGGCCCCUGGUGCCACUUGCUUGUCUGUGGUGUCCCUGUGUGCCCAGGAUGUCCCUGUGUGCCCAGGAUGUCCCUGCCCCUGCUGCUUCCUGGCAGAGCAUCCCUGUGUGUUCUCCAAGGAUGUCCCCACCCAUGCUGCUUCUCAGUGAAGCACUGCUGUGUGUCCCCAUGUUCCCCCAUGAUGCCCCCAUGUUCCCCCACGAUGUCCCCACGUUCCCCUGUGAUGUCCCCCUCGGUGUUGCUGCCCUCGGGAGCACUGCAGCUUGUUCCCCCCAGGCCGUCCCCAUCCGUGUUGUGUUCCCCCAGAGCACUGUGCUGCGUCCUUGUGUCCCCUCAGGAUGUCCCCACCCGUGUUCCCACCCUGCAGGGCACUGUGUUGUGUCCCUGUGUCCCCCUAGGAUGUCACCAGCUGUGUUGCUUCCCGACAAAGCCCCGCUGUGUGUCCCCAGGGGGAGCCUGGCCCACACCUCCCAGUGUCCCAGGGGAGCUGGAUCCCAACCCCUUCAGCUCCUGCUCCCUCCUGGCUCCAGGGAAGGACAAAAGGGGCUGGUGAGGCAGAACUGGGAGCAGUGGGAUCACUGGGAACUCACUGGCAGGGGGCUGUGUCCUGUCCCCGCCAGGGCCACCCAAGCUGGGGUCCCCCAGGUGGGUUCACCCCUGGUGGGGGCUGUGCCCAGCCGAGGCUCGGGGUGGGUCACCAGGCACGUGCCCCCCGUGUCCCUGUGCCAGCCAGGGGUUCCCCGUGGGCAGGGCCUCCCCGGGCAGGGCCCCGCAGGGUAUAUUAGUGCUUUCCUUUUUUUAAUCUCGCUAUUUUCUUACAGAAGCCCCUCCUCCCUUGGCAUGACGGUCCUAGAGGCGUUUGUUAACGGAUAUAAGCAGAGUAUAGGUUUAUAAAUUCUUAUAGAGUUAGUGGAAAUAUUUUUAUCCCUCCACAACUGUUCUCAAUAAAUAACGGCUGACCCGG